Molecule: messenger RNA, 863 nt
Organism: Oenanthe melanoleuca
Lineage: Eukaryota; Metazoa; Chordata; Aves; Passeriformes; Muscicapidae
Gene: PGM1
Product: phosphoglucomutase 1
Exons: 6
Coding region: 1-717 (238 amino acids)
Biological process (GO): carbohydrate metabolic process
Cellular component (GO): cytosol
Molecular function (GO): phosphoglucomutase activity
Source: RefSeq, a predicted model, not a curated record
AUGUACAGACCUAAAAACAGAAUCCAGGGAUGUGACUUGGCUUCUUACCUUGGCAGGGUGGCCCAGGCUACAAAGAUUGCUUUGUAUGAGACUCCAACGGGCUGGAAGUUCUUUGGAAACCUGAUGGAUGCAAACAAACUGUCUCUGUGUGGAGAGGAAAGCUUUGGGACUGGCUCUGACCACAUCCGAGAGAAGGACGGGCUGUGGGCAGUGCUGGCCUGGCUCUCCAUCCUGGCCGCCCGCAAGCAGAGCGUGGAGGACAUCAUGAAGGAGCACUGGCAGAAGUAUGGCAGGAACUUCUUCACCAGGUAUGACUAUGAGGAGGUGGAUGCAGAUGCUGCCAAUAAGAUGAUGAAGGAUUUGGAGUCGGUGAUGUUCGACCGCUCCUUCGUGGGGAAGCAGCUGUCGAGUGGGGACAAAUCCUACACGGUGGAGAAAGCUGACAACUUCGAGUACAACGACCCUGUGGAUGGCAGUGUCUCCAGGAACCAGGGCUUGAGGCUCAUCUUCUCCGACGGCUCCCGCAUCAUCUUCCGGCUGAGCGGCACCGGCAGCGCCGGGGCCACCGUGCGCCUCUACAUCGACAGCUACGAGAAGGAUGCUCAGAAGAUCAACCAGGACCCACAGGUGAUGCUGGCACCUCUCAUUUCCAUUGCACUGAAACUUUCCCAGCUCCACGAGAGAACCGGCCGCUCAGGGCCCACCGUCAUCACAUAGAGCCAGCCUGAGCUGGAGCUGCACUGGGGCAGGCAGAGCCCCUCCCUGUGUCAAAUUGUCACUGAAAGAGGAAUAUUGAUUUUAUCCCUGUAUUUAAGAACACUGUUUUGCUGCUAAGGAUAGCCAAUAAACCCCAGCCCUCAGCA